Messenger RNA from Nothobranchius furzeri (turquoise killifish), 1665 nucleotides. It is a transcript of the gene pdyn, whose product is annotated as prodynorphin. Lineage: Eukaryota; Metazoa; Chordata; Actinopteri; Cyprinodontiformes; Nothobranchiidae. The record is from RefSeq and is a predicted model, not a curated record. Gene Ontology annotation, biological process: chemical synaptic transmission; neuropeptide signaling pathway; sensory perception. Gene Ontology annotation, molecular function: opioid receptor binding. Gene Ontology annotation, cellular component: axon terminus; neuronal cell body; plasma membrane.
CUGAUGACACAGGCAACUCUCCGCUGAUAAAGAGAACCGAACCGCGGCGGCAGCAAGUGUUGGACGGAGGACGGAGCCGGUCCAUGCGCCUCUGAGAGUCCCAACACGGCUGGAAGAAUCUGUCCAACUCCUGAAGAAUGGAGUGGUAUGUCCUGGUGCUGAUGCUGAGCCUGCCGCCCUCUAUCCACACAGAUUGUUCUUCCCAGUGCCAGAAAUGCGCGCAGCUGCUUCGCCCCGACGCCGCCUUCAGCAGCCUGUCCUGCAGCGCGGAGUGUGAAGCGGAGCUGCAGAACUGCGGUCCGGUUCCGCGCCUGGCGGACUUCACCGAGGACGAGGCGGCGGAGGCGGAGGAGAGCCAGCAGGCUGACCUGGUCAAGCGCUACGGCGGCUUCAUCAAACGGAUCGACAAGAACAAGAACAAACUCUUCUCCUCCUCCUACUCCUCCCCGUGGCGCGAGAACUCGGUCCUGAAGGCCGCCGCGCUCCCCAGAAAGUACGAGGAGUUGUUGAAGCGGCUGGAGGCGAGAGAGGCGCAGCAGGACGCACCGGAGGACGCAGAGGACCGCGUCCUGCACUCUUACGUUAAACGGUACGGCGGCUUUUUACGCAAAUUCGGCCCCAAGUCAAAGAGGAGUAGCUCCGCGGAGCAGGAGAGCCAGGAGCCCGAGGAGCUGCAGAAGCGCUACGGGGGCUUCAUGCGGAGGGUCCGGCCCAAACUGAACAACCUGAAGUGGGACAAGCGGUACGGAGGCUACCUGCGCCGCCACUUCAAGAUCUCCGUCCGCUCCGCGGAGGAGCCGUUUUACUCCUCCGAUGAGUCGAGCUUAUAAAGACCCGCUGGGGAGGAGGAACUGGGUUCCUGCGUCUGGCUGCUUGCCUGUAAAACUCAUCUGUGUGAUCUGCUCCAUCGUCUGUCCACACCUGUAAACGCUAAAUAAAACCACGUGUUCAAACCCGCACCCGUUUGUCCCACAGCUUCAGUCACGACCGGAAGCGGCUGGGUCCUCCUGGAUGUUUGGAGACUUUACGCACGAAGUCCUGCGGGUUCACCUCAAAAGUAAACAGGAAACGCUUCAGUCAUUAAACGCCGUUUUUAUUUCGUGUUGUUUGAUGUUUUUUAUUUUAUUUUGUAUUAAAUGAGAUGAAUAUCAAAGAAAAAAAAUCACCACAAAUGUUUCAAAUGAACUUUGUCUCAAAUUUUUAACAUUUAUGCUGAAAAACGAUCAGCGGUAAAUAAAUGUGAAUUUUUAUCAGUCCAGCAGAAAAUCUGAGAAACAAACUUUUAUUUAUGCUUUCAGAUCACAAAUCACCUGAUUAACACAAUAAAACGUCUUUUUGCUACUAAAAAGAUGAUCUAACAAUAAUCACUUCAAAGUAAAGUUAUAACGAAUCUUUCAGAGAAUAAAACGGUUUUUUAUUUAAAGACAAGUGGAUUAUAGCGCCGCCUGGUGGAGAAAAAAAGCAGCACGAGAGAGCCCGGUUCUGGUUCUGAUGGAGAUAAAAGAACAAAACGUGUUCAUUUAUCAUCUUCACCUGUUCUACAGGAACGCUUCACUGAAUCAUUUCCUCUGUUUCCUCGUCUAAAGGCAUCCCGACGACUCAUUUAUUAAUAAUAACAGCUGACAAAAGGAUGAAAACAUAAAUAAAAGAAUUAAAACAUGAAAA